Molecule: messenger RNA, 4401 nt
Organism: Xyrauchen texanus (razorback sucker)
Lineage: Eukaryota; Metazoa; Chordata; Actinopteri; Cypriniformes; Catostomidae
Gene: supv3l1
Product: SUV3-like helicase
Exons: 15
Coding region: 140-2464 (774 amino acids)
Biological process (GO): RNA catabolic process; mitochondrial RNA 3'-end processing
Cellular component (GO): mitochondrial degradosome
Molecular function (GO): ATP binding; hydrolase activity, acting on acid anhydrides; RNA helicase activity
Source: RefSeq, a predicted model, not a curated record
GAGCGUGACCUCCUUGUCAUCACGGUACUGUUGUCAACUGUACAUACUGUGAGUGUCUACGACUUUCAGUAUGUAGUUUGUAAUAUGAAUUGCGCGAUAUUCUAUUAAGCCAGCUGCAGUCGAUUAACGUAAGAUUAAAAUGUCGGUAAAUCGCUGUAUUUACUUGUUGUCUCGCUCCCACAUCCGAUACCUGGUAUGUGCUCGCGCUGCCUCCUCAACUGCUGCAGUAGUAAAUGAUGCUUCCCUGCAUCCACCAAGAAAGAGACGCGAAAGCUUCGCUCCGCCGAUGAGACAUUCAUCUUCAAACAGUUCAUCGAGACCAUUGGACACAUCACUGUUUGUACCGCUCACCAUCAAAAGUGAUGAAGGCGGGGACGGGACAAUCGGCGCGGAGUUAACUCAACCGCUGGACAAAAGCGAACUUCUCAAAGUACUGAAUAAAUUCUACAAAAGGAAGGAAAUGCAAAAACUUGCUGCUGACCAAGGGCUUGAUGCUCGCCUCUUUCAUCAAGCCUUUGUCAGUUUUCGGAAAUAUGUGCUAGAAAUGAACUCACUAAGUGCUGACUUACACAUCAUUUUUAGUGAUGUCUGCUUUGGGGCUCGGCACAUAGAUGAUAUUUUCCCAUACUUUAUGAGACAUACCAAACAGAUUUUUCCUAUGUUGGAUUGUAUGGACGAUUUGCGCAAGAUCAGUGAUUUAAGGGUCCCAGCCAACUGGUAUCCCGAGGCAAGAACUAUUCAAAGAAAGAUAAUUUUUCACGCAGGACCGACAAACAGUGGCAAGACCUAUCAUGCCAUCCAGAGAUACCUAACAGCCAAAUCCGGAGUUUACUGUGGACCUCUAAAGUUGCUGGCCCAUGAAAUCCAUGAGAAGAGUAAUGAUGCAGGAGUGCCAUGUGAUCUGGUGACAGGAGAAGAAAGAAUAUUUGUUGAUGCAGAAGGAAGACAAUCUGGCCACAUUGCCUGUACAAUAGAGAUGUGCAGUGUUACGACUCCAUAUGAAGUGGCAGUCAUAGAUGAGAUACAGAUGAUCAGAGAUCCCUCCAGAGGGUGGGCUUGGACAAGAGCUCUUCUUGGUUUGUGUGCUGAGGAGAUUCAUGUGUGUGGAGAGACCGCAGCAGUUGAAUUUGUCACUGAACUCAUGUACACUACUGGUGAGGAAGUUGAGGUUCACAAUUAUAAGAGGCUGACCCCAUUUUCAAUCUCAAAUCAAGCUGUGGAAUCUUUAGAUAACCUAAAGGCUGGUGACUGCAUUGUGUGCUUCAGCAAAAAUGACAUCUACUCAAUCAGCAGGCAGAUAGAGAUCCGUGGCCUGGAGUGUGCCGUCAUUUAUGGCAGCCUUCCCCCUGGCACCAAGUUGGCUCAAGCUAAAAAGUUUAAUGAUGCAGAUGACCCCUGCAAAAUCCUUGUUGCCACAGAUGCAAUUGGAAUGGGUUUAAACCUGAGCAUUAGGAGAAUCAUCUUUAACUCUUUGGUAAAACCAAAUGUGAAUGAGAAGGGGGAGAAGGAGCUGGACACCAUCUCCACCUCACAGGCGCUGCAGAUAGCUGGGCGAGCAGGGCGUUUCAGCUCUGUGUUUAAAGAGGGUGAGGUCACUACUAUGCAAAGGGACGACUUGCCUGUUUUGAAGGAGAUCUUGGGGAAGCCUGUUGACCCCAUUGAGGCUGCAGGAUUGCACCCCACAGCAGAGCAGAUAGAGAUGUUUGCCUACCAUCUGCCCCAAGCAACUCUCUCAAAUCUCAUUGAUAUAUUUGUGAGUCUUUCACAAGUUGAUGGACUUUACUUUGUCUGCAACAUUGAUGAUUUCAAAUUCUUGGCGGAUAUGAUUCAGCAUAUUCCUCUGAAUCUGCGCUCCCGCUACGUUUUCUGUACUGCCCCCAUCAACAAGAAACAGCCCUUUGUGUGCACAUCUUUUCUCAAGUUUGCCAGACAGUUCAGCAGAGAUGAGCCUCUGACAUUUGACUGGGUCUGUCGACUUGUAAAUUGGCCCCUGGCCCCUCCCAAAAACAUCAAGGACCUUGUUCACCUGGAAGCUGUCCAUGAUGUGUUAGAUCUUUACCUUUGGCUCAGCUAUCGCUUCAUGGACAUGUUCCCAGAUGCUAACCUCAUCCGUGGGAUUCAAAAGGAACUGGACACAAUUAUCCAGAUUGGUGUGCGGAACAUCACACGGCUUAUCCGUGCCACCGAGAACCAAACCGGCUCCACUGAAACCAGUGCCUUCACAAGAAUUCCUAGUUCAGACUCGCCACCACUCAGGAGGGGAAGAGGAUCAAAGGUCCAGAAUCAAAGAGAAGAGCACAGGAUAUCGGACUCAUCACUGGGCUCGAGACUGGUGCGGGAUGGACUACUGACUGAAGAGCUCUUACAGCAACUGCAGAGAGAAUGGGUCAGAGAGCAAAGCCACACUGAAGACGACUCCAUUUCUGAAAGUAAAGUCAAAGGGAAAAGAAAGAAAAAGAAGUGAGCUAUCCUGUGUAAGACUGCAUUUUCUAUACUUGUAGAAGAUCCUGUUUACAAGAGAACACACCAUUGUAUCUGAACUGGAUUGUUUCUCCAUUCAUGGAGCACUUGACGUCUAUCUUGCUAUAGUACAUAAUUCAAAUAAUGUUAAAUAGGAGUGUUAAAAGAACCCUGUACCACCCACAUAUAUGUAUCAAAUAAAAUGAUUUAGAUAUGUUUAAUGGCUCUCUGUUGCCUAACGCCUUACAAAAAAAUAAAUAGUUUAGUCCUCUACAAGAUCAUUGCCAAAAUGUUAUUGUAAAAUGUGCUCAUCUUUGAAAGGGAUUAUUUAGGACACCCUCAGGUUCCUAUGAACUUAUAAACGUAAUACCCCAUUUGACCUAGUUGUCUUGUCACUCCAUUGACACCUGCCAUUGAAAAUCAAUAAUUUGUAUUUACUCUCUUCUAUUUUUAGCAUGCUUAUGCAAUCUGAUGUUAUUUUAGGAUCUCUGCUUGACCAAUGAAUUACUACAGCUAAUGCAUGGAACGAUUUCAUCUUGGUACACAUUGCGUAAUCAGCCUUUAACAUUCAAGGUUAAUGUUAGGGUCAGUUUAAAAAAAAAUCAAUGCAAAUCAGAACCAUUCAGUAUAUUGGAGUUUUACUAUAAAGAAACCCUAAAAUGAAACUUCUGUCAUAAUCUAAUCUCCAUCAUGUCAUUCCAAUUCUGUAUACUUACAGAAUAUUCAUAUCUACUCUGGCUUGCUUUCUUAUGUGGAACACAAAAGAAUAUCACAUUAAAGGACUAUUCCGUGUUAAAUACAUGUUGAGGUCAAUCGACAGCAUUUGUAGCACAAUGUUGAUUACCACAAUUUAUUUAAAAUGUAUUUAAAAAAGCAAAAUCGAAGUUACAGUGAGGCACUUGAAAUAGAAAUGAAUUGGGCCAAAUUUUGAAGUGUUUAAAGGCAGAAAUGUGAAACUUAUAAUUUUAUAAAAGCACUUGAAUUAAUUAUUCUGUUAAAACUCAUGAAUUAUUUGAGCUGUAAAGAUGUUUAAUUAUUUGUUCUUUUUUUUUUACAGUCAUUUUAGGGUUUGUUGACAUUACAUCGUCAUGGUACGAAGCUGUAAAAUUGGCUAUAACUUUAAACAGAAAGGGUUAGUAAGUGAUUUUAUUACAAUAAAUGUCAUGUUAGCUGGUGUGUGGUGAGUGUACUGGUGCACUAUGUCUGCCGUCACAUCAUCCAGGUGGAAGCUACACACUGGUGGUGGUUGAGGAGGGUUCACUGUGUAAAGCGCUUUGAGUGUCAGAAAAGCACUAUAUUAAUGUCAUGUUCAUUCACUUGUUCUUGUUAACACACAUCAUUUAUGUGUUGUGGCUAUACUUUUGAAACUGUUUUAACAUUUACAGAUUUUUUAUAACUAUUUUUAUAUAUAUAUAUAUAUUUUAUAAAGAAAAGGAGGGGUAAGUCUAAAUUAUUUUUUGUGAUAAUAUUAUGCCACAAAUGCUGUCAGUUAAGUUGUACUGAACCCCGAAUGUUCUUUUAAAACAUUUCCUAGAGAUUAAUUUUAAAGUUCGAAAAAGGAACUCAAAGUAUUAUUAAAGUAGUACAUGCAACUUCUCCUGCAUAUUUCAAGUCUUGUGAAGACAUACAGCAGGUUUUGAUGAGAAACAACCAGAAAUUCAAGUCAUUUUUCAGGGACAAUUUUGAUGUCUGUUGCACAUUUAUGAGUGCUCUGAGGGAAGCUAAUUCACAGGGGCUAGCAUUGUUUUUAUCAAUAAAUUGGUCAUGUAAAUUGGUAUGUAUGAUGUUGAGUCCCUUUUUUUUUCCUGAUGAAUAUGAUAGCAAAGAAGUGAAACAGUGCAGUGAGAUAAAGAAUUGGUCGGUCAACCUUGCCCACAGUGUUUGCUAAAGGCCCCUUUUUAAUCCCUUUCUGUAACUAUAGUAACUGUAUUAGCUCCACUC